AUGGUGCACCCGCAUGCAAUGUCAUCAUCCCAGACCAUGGCGGCGUCGCUGCUGGGGCAAAGACCUCACGAUGCGGCGUCAGAGAGGUCUGCGAUGGACCUCCAGGUCGACCGGUGCGAGCAGUCGAAGCCGCCAGCCGCCAGCGACGUCACCCCCAAGCUCGAAGCAUCCAAUAAUGCGACGGCCGAUCAACUCAAAGCCGUUUCCGAAUCUGCUUUUCUAGCGUUAUCUGAUGACUACAAGAAACAGACUGAGCGUGAAAAGCAAAAUGCGGCCAGCGCUCUCUUGGCACAACUCUUGUCAAGCAAACCGUUGAAUAACCCCCCCGAAGAAGAGCUGGUACCCGACCAAAACCAAUCGUCUACUGAAAUGGAACUCGAUGAAAAAAUUCCUCAGUCCCGGAACCCUUCACCUCGUCCGUCACCGCAAACCCAACUGAACGGCGACAACCCUCCCAUCGAACAAGCUCCACCGCCAUCAUGUGCCCAGGCCGACGCCGCAUUGGAUACAAGUGAAGCACAAAAGGCCACCGAAGAUAAUUUGAUGCCUGAGGCUUCGCAGGAAGACAGCAUCGAAAGGGAACACAAUCUAAUUCUGGAUGCAAUUCAGAGCAACGCAAAAGCCAACCCAGAUUUUAUCCCGAUGUUCUCGGACUUCACGCCACUCCCGGCUCCUAGAUCCGCGAAGGAAGCCCUUUUGCAAAGUGAAAUUCUUACGGAUGCAUACUUUGGCGCAGUUGGUGGUCCUACACCCAGAAUCGUUGGCUAUCCGGAGCUCCCUACUCAAAAGGAUGCCAAAGGUACAACAAAUGACUCUGGAUCUGUCUCUGGGUCGGAACCUAGAAUCCAGGCUUAUGCUAAGCUGGAAUUUGAUGAUGGCCACUUCUACGUCAAUACCUAUUCUUUUAUCCUCGGUCGUGAUGUUCGUGCUGCUCGCGCUGCUUUUCAGCGAGAAUUGCAGCUAAAGCAGCAAAAAGCUCAGAAUGGGAAUGGCGUCCGAACCCCAAAACGGAUAAAACCGGAUAAUAACCACACGAUCAUGGGCAGUGUGAUCAGUGAUACCGGUGGCAUCAUGGGCUUUGACCCCGAUGUUCCCCAACAUUGCCCACCUCAGAUGAGCUGGAAGUCCUCCAAUUCUUCGAAUGGUCACCAUAGCCACCCCAUGUUGCAUAUGACCCAAGCGGAACCUGACAUGUCAACUCCAGUUGAACCUCCUCGAGUGAUGAAGGAUUACAAUGCCCUCGCCAUGGAGUCGUUACAGAAUGGAAAUGAGCCAAAGAGAGUAGAUACACUUGCUUUGCUACCGACACCGGAUUCUUGUCCAAUCAUACCGAUACAUCCUCCAGCUUCAGCCAACGGAGUUCCCUCAUCUCAUCGUGGUAUAUCAAGAAAACAUGUCAAGAUCGCGUACAAUUUUCACGGAAAUGUAUUUGAAAUGGAGGUAAUGGGAAGAAAUGGUGCCUUUAUGGGCGCAGAUUGGCUUGCACCAGGCCAGGUCCGCCCUCUUCAUAGCGGUGAUUUUAUACAAAUAGGUGGAGUGAGGGUGAGAUUUCUACUCCCAGAUGUCCCGAUCGGAGGGACCGGUUCGGAGGCAAUGGAAUCGCCAGUACCCGAGUCUAAUGAAGCCGCCCGUUCCCGCCCUGAAGAAGGCAGUGCUAAGAUCGAGAGUGAAGGAGAAGCCGAUAAUUCUGGUGGAGAGGACUCCGCGCGUAACAAAGAAGCUGGUAAAGUGAAACUCAAGAAGCUGACAGUGACGGUAUCCGGACAAAAGCCAUCAACAGAAGAAAGUCAGACUCCUCAGCCUGCUCGUCGUCGUGGCCCUGGUCGCCCGCCAAAGGAUGGCAUCAUGUCAAAGCGUGAGCGGGCAGAGAUAGCGCGUGAGCAGAAACUAGCUGCUCGCCGUGAAGCCAAUGGUGGAGUGACGCCGCCUCCAACGACCAAAUCGAAGGCGUCCAAGUCCGGGAAAGACGGGGAAGCUGAAGACCAACCCGCAGUCAAACCGGAAAAGCGAAAAUAUACAAAAAGGAAACGACCUGAUUCUGCUCCUGGUGAUUCGGUUGUGCAGUCCAUAGAGGGCGGCGAUGGAAACAUUGCGCCAGGACAAGAAGAGCCUAUCAAGCCGGCGCCUGUCAAGAAGCGCAAGCCUUCCAGGUCACCUUCACCUGACUACCCUCCAGAAAGCUUUUACACGCCCAAAGAACUAGCGAAACCACCAUAUAAUUACGCCGUAUUGAUCUACGAUGCGCUAUCUGAGUCUCCAACUCCCAUGACGCUGAAGCAAAUUUAUCGUGCAUUAAAACUAAAAUAUCCAUACUUUCGCUUUAGGUGUGAAACUGAAGGUUGGACUUCAAGUGUGCGGCAUAAUCUGAACGGCAAUAACCAUCUCUUUAUGCACGCUGAACGAGAUGGCAAAGGGUGGUCAUGGAAACUGAUUCCGGGGGCGUCAGUGGACAAAGAAAAGAAGCGUCGUCCAUCUCCGCCUCCCCAGGACAUAACCAACCACAACAACCAGCCUUUCCUCCCGCCCUCAGCGGUUCCGCAGUAUACUAUUCCCCACGGCAUGCCUGCACAGCAUCCCCCGCCACAAUAUCCGUAUCAGCCAAUUACCCAACAUCCAACCCCCAUGGCUCCUCCACCUCUCCCUCCACCUCCACCUGCCCGCCGAGCCAACCCGUUUCCUUUCACCCUGCCUCAUCUGCCACAGACUGUAUUGCCAGAGCAUGACUUACCUCGACCGUUUUCUCUCUUACGAUCUCCGGUGUACAGCUCACCCUAUUCUUCGACUCCACCGCCGCCUCACUUUCCGCAUCCACGACAUCGUCGAGCUCCACCGCAACCACCGCCCCAACGUCGACAACCUCCGCCAUCGGGGCCAGUGGCACCGCCGCCACAAAAUUAUAAUGCUCCAAGCAUUAUAAAAUUUCAAUCUCAACCGUACAAUGCAGUUCCCCAUCCCAGCCAGCGUCCUCCACAAGCCCCUCCUCCACCCCCUCCCGCUGUUCCUCUACAUCCCAUGCCGCCGGCGCCACCUCCACCGCCUCAGAACACUUCACCGAUUUCAUCGUUAUCUCUCAUUAACCAAGACCCGGCAUUCCUUUCCCGAGCCAACCAGGCAAUCGAUAAUUUCGAGGCAGUUCUUAUGGAAGAUUAUGAAGAUCAGGAGUACAUCAAGAAGGUUCUAAGGAGUGCCCGUGAUCGCGUCCUCAAUGGCGCAAAGGAGAGUUCUUUCCCUGGUGGAGAGCCGAAAGAUGAAGCCGUAAUCAUCAAUGCUCUUCGCGGAAUUAUCGGCCAGUUGACGGGAGACCAGAGCCAAGCAGGGAUACCUUAA
Coccidioides immitis RS is the source of this 3327-nucleotide messenger RNA. Its product is annotated as forkhead domain-containing protein. NCBI's taxonomy places the organism in Eukaryota, Fungi, Ascomycota, Eurotiomycetes, Onygenales, Onygenaceae. The coding region runs from base 1 to 3327 and encodes 1108 amino acids. Gene Ontology annotation, biological process: regulation of ribosomal protein gene transcription by RNA polymerase II. The record is from RefSeq and is a predicted model, not a curated record. The transcript has 2 exons. Gene Ontology annotation, cellular component: nucleus. Gene Ontology annotation, molecular function: protein binding; sequence-specific DNA binding; DNA-binding transcription factor activity.